AAAGAAGGAUCAGUGAAAAUGGAAGCGCAGAUCACUCGACUCCAGGACAACAUGUCGAGAAUCACUGCAUCAUCCACCAGCAUUACCUCUGCUCUACAAGAGCGCCGAGGCCACCUUAGUCGACUACUGGGCGUUCACGGGACAUUGCGGAAGUUGGAGUUUCUAUUUCAUCUCCCACAGAAGAUAGAUGAAUGUAUCGCUGAGAAGAACUUCACAGAGGGUGUUCGAAGCUAUGUUGAGACUGCUGAAGUUCUUCAUCGGUACCGCCACAUGCCAUCCUUUAAUGCCAUCCAUGACGACUGUGAAGCUGCCGUUGGUCGUUUAAAUUUGGCUCUCAAGGAGCAGCUUGCCCUUAAGGAGGGAAGUGCCCGUCAUCUGACUGAAUGUGUUGAUCUGCUGUUGCAACUGGGCGAGCCUGCCGAGGGUCUUUGUGAUGACUUCUUGGCCCACGCACGCACCAAGCUGGAGGAUGACCUCACCAACCUCACCAGGCUGGCAGAAGCUGCUGUUGAAUCAGGGGAGGAUGAAGCACCUCAUCAAGAAACUGAAGAGGAAACUGCUGCAGGAGAACAUGUCAGAGAAGUAUCUUCACAGGAGGAGAUGCGAGACAUGACCAAAUGUGCUGCAACAACUAUGGACAUCCUGGAGUUUGUGGACGAGUGUCAUGAGAGCUUUGUAGGGAACCUCUGGUUGGUCAUCUCCUCAUACAAGGAAAUGUUUCUCAGAAGCCCAGGAGGAGGAGGAGGAGGAGGAGGAAGUGGAGCUUCCAGUGUUGCACUGGAUAAGCUUCGGGUGUUUGUGGCAGGGUUGGUGGAGCAGUACGUUGCUGUGGUGGGAGUGCGUGUGGCUGCUGAGCCUGAUACUGCACAUUAUGCUCCCCUCACCACUGCUCUUGAUAAAUUUCACAGACGUCUACAUGCUAUUACACAACUUCUGCCGAACACAAACUUCGGAGAUGCAGCUCUGAGUCUUGUGAUUGAGGCUGGGAUGGCACGAUGCCAGUCGUCACUCUCUGCACUGAAGCAUGGGUUAGCAUCCAGUCUGGGGGACGUGCGUCAUGCUCUGGCUGCCCCCCGACACUUGACGCAGGAUGGCAACGAGUCGACGCACCGCCAGUUGAAUGAACACCUCACACGUCUUGUUGCUGCCACUGCUGCUUCAAUCAAGGAGCACGUCACCGUGUUGCAGGCUUUCACUCAGCCCAAACACACAUUUGCCGUGCGUGCAGAGUUCCGCCGUCGCUUUUGCCGUGAGCUGGUACGUGAGGGAGUUGUUGUGGCCUUCUUCUUGCACAUAACUGACACAAUGUUGCAAUUCUGUCACAAGAAGGACAAGGAUCCAGUCUUGUUGCUGCUGCUGUCUCGCAUGUGCCUUGACCUGCACACUUCUACUGUUCAUUACCUGGUAAGUCUUGUAGAAGUAUCUUCCAUCCUAUAUUCAUCAUUAUUAUCACUCUUACUUGUUCACCAUCUUUAUUUUAUUAAUAAUGUUUUUUCAUCCUACAUUAUCAUUCACCAUCAUCAUUAUCACUGUCUCUCUCAGCAUAUUGACAUAGGGAUGCCUCAGGGCAGUAUUCUUGACCCUUUGCUCUUCCUCAUAUACAUCAGUGACCUCCCCAAUGCAUCUUGUCUCCUUGAACCUGUUCUGUUUGCAGUUGAUACACCUUUUGUCAUCUCCCAUUCAAAUCUGAUUCCUUUCAACAACUCUGUUAAUGAGGAGCUCCUUAAAAUGUCUGUUGGAGCACUGUAUGAAGAAGGUAAUCGUCGAGACAGAUCAUCGGAUUCUUCUCGCCGCACCUUCCACAGUGUGAAUGCUUCCCGUGGAGGAGGUGGUGGUCGCUCAGCUUGGUCGUCUUACACACCAAGUCAGCUGGACAACAGCCUGGUUGCUAACCUCAACAAACUCUGGUCAGAACGCAUUGAAAUAUUUGCCCCAGUGGAAUUUACCAGAGUCUCAAUUUUAACUGGAAUUGUUAAAAUAAGUCUUAAGACACUGCUGGAGAGUGUGCGAUUACGAACUUUCAGUAGGUUUGGGCUACAACAAGUCCAAGUGGAUGCUUACUACCUACGGACAUACCUCUGGUCGUAUGUGGCGGAUGAGCAUGUUUUGAAUGUCUUGCUGGAUGAAGUUGUGACUUCGGCAAGCGUUAGGUGCUGCGAUCCGGAAUUAAUGGAACAGAGAGUUGUCGAAUUUAUCUGUGACCAAAACUGAUUAUUUCAAGCACUGUCAGAUAGUGAGGGAGUGUACACUAAGAAGCAGUGAUAUACAGUAUUGUGCUGUACACAAAUAACCCGCACAUAGUUAAUGAUACAAGUCGGACUUAAACGUCAUCGUAAGUUUCUUUUUCACACGUGCGGGUUAUUUGUGUAUUGUUCCAGUCACGGUAUUGUGAAUUUGUGUUCUUACUUGUGUCACUGCAAAGACAUUACUGAUACAUUCUAUAGAUGUACUGUACAGAUGUUAUAUUUUUGUUAUACAGGAGAAUUAUAAAGAAUAAUGGUAUUAAUUACUCAUAUAUUGUAUAUAGGUUUAUUAUGAAGAAGUUCUUUUAAUGUACUGUAUUCAUUACCAUACAGGUGUUUAUUUUUAUUUUUAGAAAAUUCUUUAUUUUUCAGAAUCUCCAUUUAUUAUGAGUGUAAUGACAUGAUUGCAAACAAACCAUACCAUGGGUGGGGUUAGAACCCUUGAUCAGAGAGUCAUAAAGGUCCAGACUGUCGCAUUAGCCACUGAGCCAGCUAGCUACAACAAUAAAAUUCAUCCAACUAGGUAUAUUUCUACACCAUAGGAAGGUUAACAUAGGCACCACUGUGACCAGCCACUUGCCCAGUGGCUAAAAUGAUGGUCUGGAGUUCUAUGACUCUCUGAUUGCGGGUUCUAACCCCACCAGUGGUAUGGUUUAUUAUGAGUGUUCAUGUAUAGUGGGUGUUAUGUUAGCUGUCAUGUGAGUAGUGGUAUCUUAGCUGUCAUCUGUGUAGUGGGUAGUAUCUUAGCUGUCAUGUGUGUAGUGGGUAGUAUCUUAGCUGUCAUGUGUGUAAACCUUAGUGUUUGCUCAACACUGUGAGGUAGGUUAUGCCUAAAGUGGUGUAAUGAACACUUUCUUUAUAUUUUGAUUGUUACAAACACAAGUCUUGUCUUCUGAUUCUCUUUCAUGACUUGUUGAUUCAAUAAAGUGGUCUUCUGAC
Molecule: messenger RNA, 3182 nt
Organism: Cherax quadricarinatus
Lineage: Eukaryota; Metazoa; Arthropoda; Malacostraca; Decapoda; Parastacidae
Source: RefSeq, a predicted model, not a curated record